UGCAGGGUCUGGGGAGACCAGAUAUAGUGAAUGCAGGGUCUGGGGAGACCAGAUAUAGUGAAUGCAGAGUCCGGGGAGACCAGAUAUAGUGAAUGCAGGGAGACCAGAUAUAGUGAAUGCAGGGUCCAGGGGAGACCAGAUAUAGUGAAUGCAGGGUCCGGGGAGACCAGAUAUAGUGAAUGCAGGGUCCUGGGAGACCAGAUAUAGUGAAUGCAGGGUCCUGGGAGACCAGAUAUAGUGAAUGCAGGGUCCGGGGAGACCAGAUAUAGUGAAUGCAGGGUCCGGGGAGACCAGAUAUAGUGAAUGCAGGGUCCGGGGAGACCAGAUAUAGUGAAUGCAGGGUCCGGGGAGACCAGAUAUAGUGAAUGCAGGGUCCGGGG
Molecule: messenger RNA, 380 nt
Organism: Staurois parvus
Lineage: Eukaryota; Metazoa; Chordata; Amphibia; Anura; Ranidae
Source: the annotation of a GenBank genome assembly